Molecule: messenger RNA, 2636 nt
Organism: Onychomys torridus (southern grasshopper mouse)
Lineage: Eukaryota; Metazoa; Chordata; Mammalia; Rodentia; Cricetidae
Product: latent-transforming growth factor beta-binding protein 3
Exons: 16
Coding region: 20-2209 (729 amino acids)
Molecular function (GO): calcium ion binding
Source: RefSeq, a predicted model, not a curated record
CCCUUGACCCGAUCCACCCAUGCCACAGAGACGGGAUGAAUGCCGAUUGAACCAGAAUAUCUGUGGCCACGGACAGUGUGUGCCCGGCCCUUCCGAUUACUCCUGCCACUGCAACCCGGGCUACCGGUCACAUCCUCAGCACCGCUACUGCGUUGACGUGAAUGAGUGCGAGGCGGAGCCGUGUGGCCCCGGGAAAGGCAUCUGCAUGAACACUGGGGGCUCCUAUAAUUGUCACUGCAACCGAGGCUACCGCCUCCACGUGGGCGCAGGGGGACGCUCGUGCGUGGACCUGAACGAGUGCGCCAAGCCUCACCUGUGCGGCGACGGCGGCUUCUGCAUCAAUUUCCCGGGUCACUAUAAAUGCAACUGCUAUCCCGGCUACCGGCUCAAAGCCUCCCGCCCGCCCGUGUGUGAAGACAUCGACGAGUGUCGCGACCCUAGCACCUGCCCCGAUGGCAAAUGUGAAAACAAACCUGGCAGCUUUAAGUGCAUCGCCUGCCAGCCCGGCUAUCGCAGCCAGGGGGGCGGGGCCUGCCGUGGUGAGGGCGGUUCAGACUCCACCGUGGGAAGACAUGAGCUCCUUAGCAUCAGUAACAGAAGCGAGACACCGCCUCCAGCCUGGGCCCCUGACACUCCUCUGUGCCCUGCAGACACGGAUGAGUGUGAGGCUGGGAAUGUGUGCAACAAUGGCAUCUGCACGAACACACCAGGUUCCUUCCAGUGCCAAUGCCUCUCUGGCUAUCACCUGUCGAGGGACCGGAGCCAUUGUGAGGACAUCGAUGAAUGUGACUUCCCCGCGGCCUGCAUUGGGGGUGACUGCAUCAAUACCAAUGGUUCCUACAGAUGUCUUUGUCCCCAGGGGCAUCGUCUGGUGGGCGGCAGGAAGUGCCAAGAUAUAGACGAGUGCAGCCAGGACCCAGGGCUGUGCCUGCCCCAUGGGGCCUGUGAGAACCUCCAGGGCUCCUAUGUCUGUGUCUGCGAUGAGGGUUACACACUCACCCAGGACCAGCAUGGGUGUGAGGAGGUGGAGCAGCCCCACCACAAGAAGGAGUGCUACCUCAACUUCGAUGACACAGUGUUCUGCGACAGUGUUUUGGCCACCAAUGUCACACAGCAAGAAUGCUGCUGCUCUCUGGGAGCUGGCUGGGGAGACCACUGCGAAAUCUAUCCCUGUCCAGUCUACAGUUCAGCUGAGUUUCACAGCCUCUGCCCUGAUGGAAAGGGUUACACACAGGACAACAACAUUGUGAACUAUGGCAUUCCAGCCCACCGUGACAUCGACGAAUGCAUUCUGUUCGGGGCAGAGAUCUGCAAGGAGGGCAAGUGUGUGAACACGCAGCCAGGCUUUGAGUGCUACUGCAAGCAGGGGUUCUACUAUGAUGGCAACCUGCUGGAAUGCGUGGACGUGGAUGAGUGCUUAGAUGAGUCCAACUGCAGGAACGGAGUGUGUGAGAACACGCGCGGCGGCUACCGCUGCGCCUGCACGCCGCCUGCAGAGUAUAGUCCCACGCAACGCCAGUGUCUGAGCCCAGAGGAGAUGGACGUGGAUGAGUGCCAGGAUCCGGCUGCUUGCCGCCCUGGCCGCUGCGUCAACCUCCCGGGCUCCUACCGCUGCGAAUGUCACCCACCCUGGGUGCCCGGGCUCUCCGGCCGCGACUGCCAGCUCCCUGAGAGCCAGGCGGAGCAUGCCCCAGAGCGACGUGAGGUGUGCUGGAGCCAGCGAGGAGAGGAUGGCAUGUGUGUGGGGCCCCUGACGGGACCUGCCCUCACUUUUGAUGACUGCUGCUGCCGUCAGGGCCGUGGCUGGGGCACCCAGUGCAGACCAUGCCCGCCACGUGGCACCGGGUCCCAGUGCCCGACUUCACAGAGUGAGAGCAAUUCUUUCUGGGACACGAGCCCCCUGUUACUGGGGAAGUCUCCACGAGACGAGGACAGCUCGGAAGAAGAUUCAGAUGAGUGCCGCUGUGUGAGCGGCCGCUGUGUGCCGCGGCCGGGCGGGGCGGUGUGCGAGUGUCCUGGCGGCUUUCAGCUGGACGCCUCCCGUGCCCGCUGUGUGGACAUCGAUGAGUGCCGAGAGCUGAACCAGCGGGGACUGCUGUGCAAGAGCGAGCGGUGUGUGAACACCAGUGGUUCCUUCCGCUGUGUCUGCAAAGCUGGCUUCACACGCAGCCGCCCUCACGGGGCCUGUGUGCCUCAGCGCCGCCGCUGAUGGCACCUAGGCUGCACCUACCUUGCUGAUCAUCGAGGGAGUUUCUACUGAUAGUGGAGACAAGUAUAUCCCUGUCCGAUCAGAGAUGGACCCAAGGAUCCUCUGGGGCCCACAGGUCUCCUUCCUGCACCCCAACACCCAAGGGUGCUCCUGUCCGCAGAGUGCUGUCUGCUGUCCUCCCGGAGGACGAUCCCUAGAGACUGCGAAGUCAGAUCUGCCCUUUAAUUUUCUCUUGCUUUCAAGUUUAUCUUCACAUCUAAAAGUGGUCGGGAUGGCAGCACCAGGGGCCACUGCCUGGGAGGGGCUAGGCGGGGCUGGAACCCAGGAUGUGAAAUAGAAUUUAUUGUGGCUCUGAUUAUGUACACUAGAUGUGCCUGGCCUGGUGACCAGGCUCACAUGGUUUGUACAAUAAAUACAUCCUCCAGGC